Molecule: messenger RNA, 834 nt
Organism: Penicillium samsonianum
Lineage: Eukaryota; Fungi; Ascomycota; Eurotiomycetes; Eurotiales; Aspergillaceae
Exons: 5
Coding region: 1-834 (277 amino acids)
Molecular function (GO): iron ion binding; oxidoreductase activity, acting on paired donors, with incorporation or reduction of molecular oxygen; heme binding
Source: RefSeq, a predicted model, not a curated record
AUGUCACUGCACACCAACUUCUCCUCUAUAAUGAGAAUGUAUGAUAUGGUUGGUGAAGCCUAUUCUCGAGUUACCGGAUGGGGUGGCUCAUCGAAGUCAAGCAAGGAGUUUGAAGAUUGGGCAAGCGAGCAGCUGAAACUUGCCGCGGACUCCGAAAAAGCACCCGAGGUGUCAUUUCUGAAGGUUAUGGCUGGGGGAAGAAUCUCCCCGGAGUCUGCCUUGUCAGAAAGCAAGGAGAUGUUAGGCCCUGGGACUGACACAACCUCUGCCACGCUCGCUCACAUAUUGUGGGCACUGUCCCUUAACCAGUCUUUGCAAAAUGAUCUUGUUUCAGACCUAAAAGCUGCGAAUUGGACCACAGACAUGACGGAACUCGAAUCAAUACCAAGACUGACAGCUUGCGUGAAGGAGGGAAUUAGAUGGACUGGAGCGGCAUCCGCCAUGCUACCCAGAAUUGUACCGACGGGAGGAUCGUUACUCGCAGGAAAGCAGAUUCCUGGUGGUACGAUGAUUUCCAGCUCGCCUAUCUGGUACUUACAUGACGAGACUGCUUUCCCUGGGCCUUAUUAUUAUCGACCUGAUCGAUGGCUCGAGAAAGACUGUGAAGACUUGGCUUCUUUGCGCAGCGAUUAUUAUAUCCCAUUUUCCAAGGGCCCUAGUACCUGCAUUGGCAAUCAGUACGUUAUAUUGAAAAAGUAUCGUAUCCAGCAACCAGAAGAGUCCACAAUCAACGUUGAUGUUGAGGCAACCCUUCCUGCACGACUAGAAUGGGUUGCUGCGGUGCCUAUUGGGAAAUUGCAGGUUGUCGUGUCAGAAAGACUCUCGCAAGGAUGA